AUGAUUUUGUCAAGUGAGAUUUACUCCAAUUCUGAAAUCCUUGAUGUUAUUACAGGAAGAUUUUUCCCUAAUGAAGAUCAGUUAUACAACCCAAGCUAUCGUGAAAUUGCUGUAAUAAAAGGCAAUAGAAUUGAUGUAUAUAAAAUUGACUGGAUAUCAGAUAAUUAUACUUCUGAAAAGCUGAGUUUUUAUGCCUCUAGACCUUAUAUUGGCAUUUGGAGAUAUUCCUGUAAAGAGUCAAAAUAUGAUUCAAUUUUGGCUUUAGACUGCAAUUUAAACUUAUACUUGCUAAGUAUUAGGCUUAUACAAGCUCCCCAUACCAAUUAUGAUUGUAAUACUAAAUAUAAAUUAACAAAUAUCCAAAAAAAUUAUUCCAAUGAGAAAUCUAGCUCCCAUUUUGAAGAUUUCCUUCAAAUAAACAAUGAUAAUAGAGAAUAUAUACUUAAAUUAAAGUACUUUAUUUAUCUUGAGUCUAAAAUAUCAUUGAUUGAUCCAUUUGGAAUAGAAAUCCAGCCAUUUCUAAGCCAAAGAAAUAUACAACCUGACACACUGAACUUUAACAACUUAUAUAAUACUCAAAGUAUAUCUAAACCACCAAAUAUUCAAGUUUCAGUUGAAUAUAAUACAGGUUGUAUUGCUAUAUCUUCAUACUAUAACAGAAUCGCUCUUAUAGUACCUAACAGAAAUAUUUCAAAUGAUAAUACAAGAACCAACUUAAAGAUACGCUCACUCUCCUUCUACUCAAUUCAACCAGAUAUGCAACUCAUAUCUUUCCAAUUCUUUUUUGACUCAACUUUAAAUAGCUCUUGUCUCUACUUGCUAUUCUAUCAAAUAAAAGAAGAAAGCUUAUACUCCAGCUUAGCUCAUAAAAUUAUUUGGCCAAACUGGAACCAGAUUUUUAUAUUUUCACACAAUGACCAAAUUUGGUAUUCUCAAUAUCCACCAGAUGAAUUAAUUUAUCCACUGAGAGAGUCUAAAUUACAUAUUUUAAAUUUAAAUAAUGAUUACUCAUCUAAUUUCAAAAAGAUCCAAAAUUAUAUAAAUAUACUGCACUUUUGUAUGGAUGAUACAGGGAAUUUAUAUGUGGAUGGGACUUAUGUGCAAACACCGGUAUCCGAUCCUAAAAAAAAAUAUCUACAUACUUUUAUUAUUUGUAAUGGUUUAGAGAACUUAUUGAGUAUCACAGUUGGAUAUAUUGAUAAAUAUAAUAACUGUGAAGAAUUGUGGAGAUGGUCUGAUAAUAUGAAAUAUGUAUAUUUCCGUGAAUUAGUAAAACUGAAGAGUGAAUUUAAACUAUCCUUAAAAGAACCACCUAUUAUAGCUUCUAAAAGAAAUAUAUCAGAAUACUCUAAUAAGAGCAUUAUUAAAGUAUUUUUGGCUGGAGGUCAAAAUGACUACUUUGUGUUAGUAAUAGUUGUAAAUCUUGACGAAAUAGAAGAAGUUAAAUGUACAGGAUACUGCAACUCAAUUAAAAUGUCAUUUCCAGAUAUAUGUAAUGUUUCCAUAUUAAAUUACUAUCCAAAUCCUACUGAAGAAUCUUUAACUCUACUAUUCACAAGUAGUAUAGGGAUUAUGAAACAAGUAACGUUCCCCUCAAUAGAACAAUCAUGGCUUGUAUCUCCUCAUGAAAGUGAAAUCUUCCGUACAUUUGCAGCCGAAGCAGUUAAAAUUGACAACCAUACUACUAUAUUAUUAGGAGGUAUAAAAUUUACUUGGACAAAAUCCAAUAAUAAUGAUACAAGCUAUUCUUGGAAACAGCAGUCGGUCCUAAGAAUGAUUAGAUGUGGAAUACAAACGUAUGAAGAAUCUAAAUCCAUGGGAACUUUUUUUGGUGUUAUUAGACUAUUUUCCUUUUCUAUUAUACAUAAUAAUAAUAUAUAUGGACUAAUUAUAGUUUCAUAUCCCCACAAAACUGAAUUAUUACUUAUUGCAUACGAUGAAACGAAACAAAUAAAGCAGAUAGAUUUUGCAAAAAACACAAUAAAUUUGCAAAAGUGGUACCCUAAAAAUGUCAAGUUCUAUGCACCAUAUUUGAAUUUUCCAACAAUAUAUUGUACAUGGUUAGAUAAUAAAAAGAACAUACUUAUCCAUAUUACUAGUCAAUUCAUCAACUUAAUAUUUAUUAAUAUGGAUGAAAUAUUGAAUAUAUCAGAUCAAUUACCGGAAUCUCAAUCGAACUAUUCACAACUAGUCAAUAAAAUUAUGUGGAGGGUUAAUUCAGAUGAUGAAAAGAUUCAAGAUGCAUGUUUUGUUGAAAAAAGUAUAUUUGUACUGAUAGAUUCGAUGAAAAUGUUUCAAAUUAUUAUUGAUACUAACUCAACUUCUAUAAUAGCAGGAUAUUUGUUGAGUGGCAUUUCAUUUAACAAUGUCUCAUCUUUCCUAGUAUCAAAGUGGCAUGAUAAAUAUAUACUACUUUUGGGAAAUUGGCAGAAUGAGAUUUCAAUUGGGAAUAUUCUAGAUUGUGGUAUUGUAGAGAAGGUAUCUAAGAUGAAGCUUCCUUUAAAAUCAAGUUCUCUAUAUAGUCGAAUAUCUUCAGUUAGGAUAGAACAGGAUCAUAUUUAUAUUAUGAAUAGUAUUGGUCAAUUUUACUAUAUAGAAAUUAAGGAGAUAAGUUCUAAAAAAUUUAAAAGUAAAUUAAAACUACAAAUAAAUUACCAAUUUAAUGUCAAUGAACACUUAGAAUUGGAGAAUUUUUUUUUAGACUGGCAAAUAGUAAGCUACAACUUGUCAUUUAUAACUAGUGAUAAAUGUAUGGUUAAACAUCAAUUUUUCGUCAAAUCUAUAUACAAAAAUUACAUAAUAGAUAUAUUUGCAACUAGAAAUGUUAAAUUUCAGCAUUAUAUAAAUACUAUUCAACUACCUAAAUCUUCAAAUUUGGCAAUUUUUAACUAUCCGACCAAGUAUUGGAAAUAUCAAUCUCAUAUUUUAGUUUGUAUCAAAGGAGAAAAGAAUUCUAUGCAUUUGAUUAGCCCAUCCAAAUCUAAAAUAUAUUUACAAGAUUUUUAUUUACCACUACAACACAAUUCUGAAGUAAUUGGUGGAAUGUCCCUUUUAAAAUAUAAAAAACUGUUAAUAUGGAGCACUCCAAAAAUACCAAUUUUGUUGAAACAAUUCAACGAGCAAAAUUAUCAUUCUCAAUUACUUCUAAUGGAACUUGAACCAAAAAUCAGAAUUAUUGGAUCUCUAAAAUUUCUAAAUAGUCGAACCAAUAAUAUCAUGAAUGUCUGUUCAAGAGUUUUUGAAAGCUUCAAUUGGGUGAGUAAAGAUAUUAAAUUAGAUGAUACAAGCAACGAUGUAUUUGUUCUUAUAUUCUCAGAUAUUCAGUACUUGGAAGAUAAUUUUGGAAGAUUGACCUUAUAUAAUAUUUCAGUGUCAGAUCAUCUCCAUUGGAAAAAAUAUAAUCAAGUUAAAAAUUGUAAUCUGCAAUAUAAAUACAAAAAUCCAUUUACUAAUCUAGGCAGUCACAUUUUGGAAGGAAGUACACGUAUAAUUCAACAUCCACUAUAUUCAGAUAGAUUUUUAUUUCUAAUAAAUAAUAGAUUAAAAGUUGACAAUAAAAUAACUAAUAUAAAUAAAACUGAUCCUGAAAUUAAAUAUUGCGAUAAGUUCAUUCCUGAUGAGAUAUAUUCAAUUAUAAUUUUAUACCAUCUUUGUAGAGCAAAUGACUUUAUAGAAGUAACUUAUCCCAAAGAUUUAAGUAAAAAAGGAAGUAAUUUCAACUUUAGCUGCGAAAUACAGCUAAUUGAAAAAAAAAGGAUAUAUAUAAAAUCUUUUAUUGAAAAAGCAAGUUUUAAAAGCAGUAAUCUCUUAUCAUUUACAACUCUUCUGAAUAAAAAUGACAGUAUUAUUCAAGUGGAAGAAAAUACUAUGAAGAUCAUUGAGACAUCAGAAUACUGUAGGGAAUUUGAAAUAUUUCCAAAAGAUCAGCGUAAAAGUACAAACCAAUGCGAUUACUUACAAGAUAGUAUAUUUUUUACUCAAAGACCAGUUGGAGAUUAUGAAGAUAAAAUGAUUAAGCCUUUUAAAACAUCUUUGGUAGAUUUUAGUCUAUAUAUUGAGAAGAUUCUACUUAAUAAUAAGACAAGUAUUAUCCCAUUUAGAGAUAUACUAACAAUCACUAAGUCUAAUAAAGAAAAUUCAUUAUACUGGGUAACUCCAAAUUGUCACAUUGGCAAAAUAACCUUUAUCGAUGCCGAAACUAAACUCUAUCUUUAUGGACUUCAAACUAUAAUGGCUUAUUUGUAUAAGACAAAAGUAAUCCAAGUACAUUCAAACUUAUGCAAUCCUUCACUCUCUCCUUGUAUUGAUAACUUAUUAUUUAAAUAUUUCGAUAUAUUUUGGACCCAGUAUUAUAAAAAUAACACAAUUAACAAAGUGGUAAUGAUAAACCAAAUUUUUGAUGAAAUAAAAAAUAAAACCUCAAUAAAUAGUUCAAAUUUUCAAAAUUUAUCAGAAAUUUCACUGGACAUAUAUAUAUUAUCUUUAUAUUGUAAUACCUGUAAUUACUGUAUAAAGUGGAGAAUUUUUGCUACAAUUACUUAUUGGUGGAAUCACAUCAUUUAUUUAACAAAAAAUUCAAUAAAACAAAAUACUUAUAAAAUUUUAAAAUGUCCAAUACUAAGUCAAUGGAAUAUGGACUGUAAUACCCUGUAUACAAAUUAUAUGGAAACUAAUAAUACCUCAUUAAUUCAUGACAAAAUUGCCAACUUCCACCACUUAUAUAUAGGUACACUGGAACUUGACAAAUAUAUACAUGAUACUUUGUUAUCAUGA
Molecule: messenger RNA, 4773 nt
Organism: Cryptosporidium muris RN66
Lineage: Eukaryota; Apicomplexa; Conoidasida; Eucoccidiorida; Cryptosporidiidae
Exons: 1
Coding region: 1-4773 (1590 amino acids)
Source: RefSeq, a predicted model, not a curated record